Messenger RNA from Toxotes jaculatrix (banded archerfish), 1171 nucleotides. Its product is annotated as peroxiredoxin-like 2A. NCBI's taxonomy places the organism in Eukaryota, Metazoa, Chordata, Actinopteri, Toxotidae. The transcript has 5 exons. The record is from RefSeq and is a predicted model, not a curated record.
GCAGUUGCCUGCCCGCUGCAGACGCGAAGACGGCGCCGCUUAUCUAACACAGCUGUUUUUGAUCAAGUCGUCGGAUCAAUAUCUCGGUCCCAGAAAAAAAAAGGGGGCAGGGUUUGGGAAACACUGAGGCUUUAGCUCCGCUGGAAUUUAAAUGCGCUCGUAGACGCGCUGCGGUCAGAGCCGUUGUUGCUCCUGUGAUCUGCAGCUCAGGAGCCAAGAUGCACUAAGUCGAAACGCACAGAGGAGAAAUGGCAGUGGGACUCAUCGGCAGCGCUGUGGCCGCUGUUAGCGGCAUCGUUACUGGCGUCAUGAAUCUUUUCACCGACAUGUUCCUGACACCACCGCUGAAGGCCACUCUCCAACAUCUGGAGGAAACUGAACUUAAAACUUUGAAAGGAGAAAAAAAAACCCUGAAAGCCAAGUCUCUGUGGGAGAAGUCAGGGGCUGUCAUCAUGGCAGUGCGGCGGCCUGGGUGAUUUUUGUGCAGAGAGGAGGCUGCAGAGCUGUCCUCUCUGAAACCCCAGCUGGACGAGCUCGGGGUCCCUCUGUACGCUGUGGUGAAGGAGGACGUCGGCACCGAGGUCCAGAACUUCAGACCGUACUUUAAAGGGGAAAUCUUCUUGGAUGAAAAGAGGCGCUUUUAUGGACCCCGUGAGCGGAAGAUGGGUCUCCUGGCAUUUCUUCGUGUUGGGGUGUGGCUGAAUGGCCUGAGGGCCUUCAAGAAAGGCUUCAUGGGAAACGUUUUGGGAGAGGGCUUUGUCCUUGGUGGGGUCUUUGUCAUUGGACAAGGACAGCAGGGAAUACUUCUGGAGCACAGAGAGAUUGAAUUUGGGGAUAAAGUCAACAUUGGAGAUGUCAUCCAAGCUGCCAGAAGAAUACCACGGGAACUUGUGCCAUUAGAGAAGAAAUAAUGCUUUGUAUGACCACUGCUGGAUAAAUCAUAAAUCACUGAGUUUGCUGCUGAAUUGGUCUCAGGGAAACCAGGAUGCAUUCUGGAGUAUGACUGAGUUUGAGAGGCUCUGAGUGUGUUAAUGAUGGUCUGUCUUUAAACUCGACAGAGGAUGCAGACUUGAUAUCUAACACUCAGUUUCCUGUAUUACUCUGUGGUACCAUUGUGUCAUUCUGGGAGCCAAGAGACUGUGAUCGAUGACUAAUAAAGCAUCCCUUUUCA